Messenger RNA from Oenanthe melanoleuca, 3470 nucleotides. Its product is annotated as PDZ and LIM domain protein 5-like. Gene Ontology annotation, cellular component: filamentous actin; Z disc; adherens junction. The coding region runs from base 101 to 1609 and encodes 502 amino acids. NCBI's taxonomy places the organism in Eukaryota, Metazoa, Chordata, Aves, Passeriformes, Muscicapidae. Gene Ontology annotation, biological process: muscle structure development; actin cytoskeleton organization; heart development. The record is from RefSeq and is a predicted model, not a curated record. The transcript is spliced from 11 exons. Gene Ontology annotation, molecular function: actin binding; muscle alpha-actinin binding.
UUGGGUUUAUGCAGCUGACCUACACGCUCCUCUGAUGGAAUUAGUCUUGUGAGCAGAUGCAAAGACGACUUGGUGGGGUUGUUUUUUUUUUCCUUGAACAAUGUUGGAACUUGAGAGGACCUUUGGAACCAUUUUAAGUUUGAGUUUCCUUUUCAGAUGGUUUAUGCUGCUAUACAGUACUGCCGUAGCUUAUGGUAUUUGUCAUUUUAUCUUUAGGAAAAGGCAAACAGAAAGUGGAGAUUUCAGCAUACCUGCAGAUCUACCUGAUGGAGCAGGAACCCAGGAUACCUGUAUUAAUUUGAAUAAUAACUCUAUAGCUACCCCAACUUUGGAGAUGCCACCUGCACCAGAAUUUCCAUCCACACCUUUACCAUCUAUGAGUGAAAACAGUGCUAGACCAGAACCUGCAGCUGCUCUUUUGCCAGUAGCAGAUUCCUGCCCUGGCAGUGUCCCCCUUCCCAGAAUUUCUGACCAUAUUGCUGCACCAGCUCCUGCGAGGAAGAUAACCGUGCCUGCGCCAGAUGCAGCGAGCUCUUUGCCAGCGGAUGAAGCACCUCCUGUGCCCAAGACGUGUGCUGUGGCCACACAGACCACCGAGUUCCCCCUGCCUGCUGACCCAGCUGGGGGGCUGCCUUCUCCAGCCCUGCAUGUGGGAACAGCCCUCGGGCUGCCUCCUGCCCUUGCCAGGCAUGAAGCAUCUCUUCCUACUUAUGAAACAAAUUCUUUCAAUAAAAUCUCAAGCUUUCAGUCUAAAUCAUCUGUAAGUCAUACAAGUGAUUCCCUGGGAACUGCCCAGCCUGCCCCAGUGAGGAGCCAGGACAGCGUAGAAGUGAGACCUGCUCCUGCCAACACCACGCCUGCCACAGUCCUGAAGCCAACGGCACCCCUGGGCUCUGCCAAGGGCUGGCAGCCUCCAAACCAAGCAGCUCCUGUCAGUGGAUGGACAUCAAACAGUAUUAAAUCACCUGGAACAACUGCCCCAAGUGAAAAAGCUGCACCAACACCUCAGCUAAAUGAGCAAGACACGCUGGUUCAGCGGGCGGAGCAUAUUCCAGCGGGGAAGCGCACUCCCAUGUGUGCACACUGUAACCAGGUCAUUAGAGGACCCUUCUUGGUGGCUUUGGGAAAGUCAUGGCAUCCAGAAGAAUUUAAUUGUGCCCACUGCAAAACCUCCAUGGCAUACAUUGGAUUUGUGGAAGAGAAAGGAAUGCUGUAUUGUGAGGUCUGCUAUGAGAAGUUCUUUGCUCCUGAGUGCUCCAAGUGCCAGAGGAAGAUCCUUGGGGAAGUAAUAAAUGCUUUGAAACAAACUUGGCACGUUUCCUGCUUCGUGUGUGUGGCCUGUCAUAACCCCAUCCGCAAUAAUGUCUUUCACUUAGAAGAUGGUGAUCCCUACUGUGAGACGGAUUACUAUGCCCUCUUUGGUACGAUGUGCCAUGGCUGUGAAUUCCCCAUCGAAGCUGGAGACAGGUUUCUUGAAGCCCUGGGCCACACUUGGCAUGACACUUGCUUUGUAUGCUCUGUAUGUAGUGACAGUUUGGAGGGCCAGACUUUCUUCUCCAAGAAGGACAAGCCACUGUGCAAGAAACAUGCCCACUCUAUCAACAUCUGAUACUUGGAGCUCAUCUUGUCUAACAAAUGUACUGAGCAGAAAAGUUAAAAUGUCCAUGUUCAAUAAUUGGUUGAAAUUAUUUAUAUACAAUUUAUCUAAACUGAAAAAGAGAUGUGGAAAUUUGCAGAAGGAAUUGUACUGAUUUUUCAGAGUGUUUAUAAUUUACAAUUUUACUUCAUAAAAAGUAAGGUAUCAGGGAUUUCACCCAAGCCAAACAAUUAGAGUGUCUUUAUCUCUAUGCUUUGCACAUUACUGUAUUUCAUGAUUUUAUGACCACAUUUAUCUCUGUUUCAUUAUGAGAAGUGAAGUAUGUAUAAAAGUAAAUACCUGAUAUUAGAAGUCUCGGUCUUGCCACUAUUCAGCAAAUAAAAGAAGAUUGGAUUCAGCAAUCCAAAUCACUUUAUUUUGGUGAUGUUUUUAAAGUGUGUCCCAGAAGUAUUGCAGCUAAACUCCAUUAAAAGGAACUCAAAGUAAAGAUAAGAUUACACAAAAUAAAUAGUUCCAAAACUUUUAUUUUUUUAAUCUGAUAUUCAUAUACAGGAAGCCUCCUACAUAAUUACAUGUACCUGUGCCUUUGCACUUAAAUUUCUGAUGGGUUUGCAAGGGACAGAGGUUUCUACAAAGCUUUUAAGUGGCUAUGCUGGUGAAAAAGAAUAUUUAGAAGAUGCCACUUAAAACAUAGAUGGCAUGCUUUUCUGUAACUCAUGUACUGCCAGAACACUAGCCAAAACCCCAUGCUGCUGAGGGUGUCUUUGAUAGGUGAAAAUGUCAGAUUAAAUCUUAAGGGAGCAGGGAUUUCAACUCUUCUGUUUGCAGUUCAGGUUUUAGGUAGCUUUAAGUUCCUUGUAAAGGGGAAAUUUUGCUGAAUCUGCAGGUAACAGUGGGUUUUAUCCAGAAUGUGAGAUUCUGGUCUUGAAUGAGGGAAGCUGCUGAAGUGCAACUGAGGACAUUGUUUUUUUCUCAGUACAUUCUUUACCAUGUAGCUCACGAAUAUGUAUAUUGGUGGUGUGCCAGGUAGUGUCCUGAAAACUUAACUUUCUUGCUCAGCUGUUAAGAUUUUUAUUAGUUUAGGAUUUACUUUUCUCUUUUCUUCCAGAUGUAGGGAAUGUAUUGUUAAAUGAUAUUCCAUUGGUUUAAGCAACUCAGUGCCUCUCAGAUCUUGCAAGGGAGCAGCGAGACAAUGCUGUCAUUAUGCAUUUGCCACGAGCCAGAUCAGCCAAUUCUGUGGCUUGAUAUGAAUUUUACAUCCACACAGAGAGGCAGCACAAGACCAGUGCACCAGCUCAGUCCCCCUUAGCCUCAAGUUAGAGCUUAACUGGUUUAACUGGAGCAAUUGCAAUCAGCCAGGGUGGAGGUGGUGCCCCUCUGCACAGGGCAGAUUUGCUUCAGCAAAUCUGCAGAGCAGAUUCCUGAAGGAAACUGAAUUUACUUGCUGUUUGAUUCAACUGGGGUGUCAGAGCUGAACUGUUAGUCUUUAAUGCUCUUUCUAGUAGACAUUGAAAAUAACCAUGUACUUGUUCUGUUGUUGUGGGGUAAGUUUUUUUACUAAUUCAACAGAUAGUUUUGCCAAAAAAACAUGGAUUAAAAAAGUCACAAAAAUUUGCCGUGGUUGAGUAAAGCAAUUGUAAUGAGGAACAAAAAAAUCAACAAAAGAGGAGGAAAGAAAACCAAAAUUACUGUACUGAAAUAUGAAAAAAUAUUUGGCUUUUUAUUAAUUCAGUGAGACAGAUUCACAUUAUGGGGCUGUUUCACUUUAUUUCCUGAAGUUGUUUUAAUUCAAUAUUCCCACAUUUCUUUCUUGACUUCCAGUGGUACAGAAGAAAUUUGGUAAAUUUGGUGGAUGUUGGUAAAUAAGAAGAAA